AUGGAUCCCCUGAGCAUCACCACCAGCGUUAUCGCCCUCCUACAGGUUUCACGCAAAGUCAUUGACCUUAUUUCAACCAUAAUCUCCGCGUCAGCUGAAAUACGCUGUCUCACAGUUGAGAUCAGUACCACUCGCGCUCUUCUUUCAAGCAUCUCCGAUAUUGCCGCUGUAGAUGAAACAUGGAACAAGAAUUUACGGCAAUUGAUGACCGAGGAUGGUCCUAUGCAAAUGCUAGAUACACUUUUAUCAAAGUUGGAUCACCGUUUGAGCCGUGAAGUGGGAAUAAAGGGUGAGGUAGGGCGGCUGAGAAAGAAGCUAACGUGGCCCUGGCGAGCUGAUGACACGCGGGAAAUGAUAAGGGUCGCAAGGGAGGCUAGAGGGUUGCUCGCUGGAGCUCUGGCCGUGGACCAUUUAUCCGCGAAUAUUCUCAGAAGACAUUGUCCAGACAGGAUGGUUCGUCAAUUGUUGACUGGCACGAUCAAGAUUCUUAAUCUAACCCAACUAGUAACCGAGCAACGGAUGGUGUUCGAAUGGCUGUCGACCGUCGAUGCUGCUGAGUGCCACCAUACUGCCCGCGCCAAACAUGAGCGGGGGACUGGCGACUGGCUGCUUGACUCAGAAGACUUUGGUCUUUGGUUGACUGGUACGAGGGAGGUUAUUUGGUUGUAUGGAAUCCCAGGCUCAGGAAAGACAGUGCAUUGUUCAACGGUCAUAGAGCACGUCCAAAGGAUCUGCAAAAACGAUGAAAAGCCAGAGUCUUUCUGUAUCUAUUAUUACUUUGACUUCAAAGACCGGAGACGGCAGACCUUCGAUGGCUUUAUCAGGUCAGCCCUUGCUCAAAUUUGCCAACAAAGCACGGUAUUUCCGCAAGAGGUGUUGAAUCUGUAUGCAGACAAAAGUAAAAAGGGCCAAGAUCCAAACCCGGCGACUCUUGUUGAGGCACUCUUAACACUUUUGAAACGACCUGGAAAGAAAUAUAUUAUCCUUGACGCUUUGGACGAAUGCCUAGCACAGACAGAGAUAUUCGACCUAAUUUUGAGGAUCAAGGAGGGCUCCGCAUGGUCAGCCAAUAUCAUGGUUACCAGUCGCAUGGAACGGCAGAUCCAGACUGGGCUGCAGUAUCUGGUUACUCGGGCGAUUCCUCUUCGUGGGCCACAAGUGGAUCAUGAUAUCCAGACGUUAGUCCGCCAUGUUCUCGCAUCAGAUCCCUUGUUGAGCAACCGCCCAAUCCACAUGAAGAAAGAGAUCGAACAUGCCAUUUCGAGUGGAGCCAGUGGAAUGUACGUCCCAGAGAACUUAUGUGAACCUUCCCUAUCUCCCAUUAUUGAUGACGCCGUGCGGAGAACGCUACGGUGUCUUCCUAAAACACUGGAUGAGAUAUACGAGCGUAUUCUUUGCGGAAUAGAUGAAGAGGCCCGCUCUAUCGCUUUCACAGCGUUGCAGUUUCUAGUGAUCUCGUCGCGUCCUGUCAACUUAGAUGAGCUAUCUGAAAUGGUGGCCAUCAAACCUGGAGUCAGUAUUCUCGUCGAAAUUGAUAGACUCUUUGACCCUACGGAUGUGCUGGCUGUAUGUUCAAGUCUCGUCACCACCUCCAGAGUAUCUUGGGUUCAAUUGUCGCACUACUCUGUUCGGGAAUGCUUGACAUCGGAGCGGAUCUGCCAAGGGCCAGCCAGUUACUUUGCCAUAAAAGAGCCUGAAGCACACCUAGCAAUCGCACAACGUUGCUUGACAUACCUGCUAUCAUUUGAUCAGUCAGUUAUAUUAGACAACUUCCACCAAUCCACAUAUGCCUUGCCCUCAUUGGAUGAGCACACGAGAUACCCCCUACUAGAGUACGCCGCGUUUGAAUGGCAUACUCAUGUGCGGCUCCUCCCUUCCGAAUACCAGAAACAGGCUGAAUCAAUGAUUCUUCGUCUUUUGGAUCAAGAUAAUCUCGCUUUUCACCGUUGGCUAUCUAUCUAUCGCUCCGGUGAAGAUGAAAACUGUCCCGGAAGUCCAUUAUAUUAUGCCGCGGAGUUGGGAUUAUCAUCCAUGGUAUGCACGAUUCUUGACGCAGGUGGAGAUGUUAACUCUACCGGCGGCAUGUUCGGAUCAGCGCUUGCAGGUGCCGCUCUAGAGGGGCAUACAGAGAUCGUUCGCAUCUUGUUAGAGCAUGGCGCAGAUGUCAAUAUUCGGGGCGGCUUCUUCCAUACGCCUCUACAGGCUGCUUGUGUGAACGAAAGACUUGAUGUGCUCAAUCUGCUACUUGAUUACGGCGCAGAUAUUAAUAUCAUUGGGGGAUACUAUGGCUGUGCUCUCCAAGCAGCUGCCGCGAGAGGAUGGCCAGCAGGCGCCCUACGCCUCAUCAAAUCAGGCGGAGACAUUACCAUAGUGGCAGGGCAAUUCGGCACAGGCCUACAGGCUGCAUCGCGGUAUGGCCAUGAAGAACUUGUCAUGGAGCUUUUGGCAAGAGGUGCGGACCCGAAUGCUGCCGGUGGCUACUACAACACUGCCCUCCAAGCAGCUGCGCGGGGUGGACAUAUUGGAAUUAUUCGCAUGUUGUUGGAACAUGGUGCAGAUGUGCAUAUGGAGGGUGGAUUCUGCGGCAGUGCUCUACGUGCUGCCCAAUCUCGACAAAACCACGCCGCCGUCGACAUUAUUGAAGCCCAACUCCGGUCGAGUGGCUCGGAUGGAUCUUCAGUGCAAAGGUUGAAAAGGCUGUCCGAAGAAACUGGAGAGGAUUGUGAAGAGAGUGUCCUGUAG
Penicillium egyptiacum is the source of this 2742-nucleotide messenger RNA. NCBI's taxonomy places the organism in Eukaryota, Fungi, Ascomycota, Eurotiomycetes, Eurotiales, Aspergillaceae. The record is from the annotation of a GenBank genome assembly.